Messenger RNA from Venturia canescens, 10282 nucleotides. It is a transcript of the gene Hr4, whose product is annotated as Hormone receptor 4. Gene Ontology annotation, cellular component: chromatin. Gene Ontology annotation, biological process: regulation of DNA-templated transcription. Gene Ontology annotation, molecular function: nuclear receptor activity; zinc ion binding; sequence-specific DNA binding. The transcript has 13 exons. The coding region runs from base 87 to 3446 and encodes 1119 amino acids. NCBI's taxonomy places the organism in Eukaryota, Metazoa, Arthropoda, Insecta, Hymenoptera, Ichneumonidae. The record is from RefSeq and is a predicted model, not a curated record.
CCAAGUCGUACGUACCGUGACCCCGCUGAAUCUCUCGAUUCUCAUUGUUUAUACGCGAUUUAUACUCGCACCAGGAACGUGAUAACAUGUGCACGAAGAUGAGUGUUCUUCAGGGUCGACAUAUAGGAAUUAUGACCCUUACGAGCAGCCCGUGUGAGCUAGACAACAUGAGCUUGUUUCAAGACCUCAAGUUGAAAAGGAGAAAGGUCGACUCUCGAUGUAGUAGCGACGACUCCCCAGUAUCCUUCGGAUCAGCAGGCUCGCCACUGGGGAUCCAGCAAGCGGACGUACCUUCACCAAUUACAUUUCCUGCUCCAGGGGAGAGCGUUGCUGACACAUCGACGUCAUCCCCGGAUGUCAACAUGCCAGGCUCCCCGGGCUGCCCUGUCGUCAAAGUUAAAAGCGAAUUCUUACGGAGCAGUCCUAGCCCUGGAAUCACACAACAGCAACACCAGCACCAGCACCACCAACACCAUCAUCAAAGGCAUCAACAACACCAACAGACCCAUCAACAGUCGCAUCAAUCUCAUCACCACACGUCCCAUCAAUCGCACCAACAGCAUCAUCACAACCAGCGGGAUGGGGUGCGUUGCGGCGGGAUGGGCGGUGGAGCGGUAAGCGGAGCCGGAAACGGUGGUUGUCAGGAGUUGAGAGAGACGGCAUCGCCGGAUUCGGUGUUUCCGGAAGCUGUGAUGAUAUCGCGAGUGAGCGAAGAUCAGCAACGUUCCUACACGCCGGCGCCGGGUAGAUCGUCGCCGGUAUCGCCGAUGGAGGGUCACGGUGCGGUGUCGACGACGCCGAUGCCGCAGCAGGGCUCGUACAAAUGCGAGAGUCCCGAGAGGGACGAGCUGUCUUCGGGACAGAAGAAAAUGGAGUCGGACAAUUCGGUGUUCGACGGUGGUGGAGUUGGUAACGGUGGUGGGAGAAACAUCGUGCGAAACGAGCUCUCCGGUCAAGCUAGUCACCGUGACAGCCAUCGGGAGAGUCCCUCCUCCCAGUACAAUCCAAAUUGUCAAGGUCACAGUCCCGGUAGCAAUUCAUCCUCGUCGCAACAGCAUCCAACGAGUCAUCAGCAGAGCCCGAAUCAGAAUCAACAGCAGCCGCAGCAGCAGCAGCAGCAGCAGCAGCAACAGGGUCAACAACAGAGUCCACCGAUGCCACCGAGACCCAGAGCACCAUCGGUCCCGCCUCAUCUACUCGCUCACCAUCAAUUUUGGUCACAAAACUCCGGGGUUCAAGGCUUCGCUGCUCAGAGACUACUUAACGGUGUGAUAAGCAGUGCCGUCAACUAUGGACAAAAUCUAGGUGGAGUUACCAGUGUUGUCAGUAGUGUUGGUAGUGGCACUACCAGUGGUGGUGGUGGUGGCGGCGGCGGCGGCGGCGGUGGUGGUGGUAGUGCUGCUGGUAGCGGUGGUGGUGGUAGUGGGAAUGGGAAUGCUGGUAACGGUGGUGGUAGCAGCAAUCCCGGUGGAAACGGCACGCAAGGAAGCGGAGUUGGAACUUGUGCUGUAACCACCGGAUCAGCGUGCGAAGGCAUGAAGCCCCCUGCCCAAAGGGCCGCUCCAGCGCCUCCUCGACCACCGCCGACGGUGAUAAUGGGUGAAUUUGGUGGGGUUAGAACCAUGCGAUGGUCACCACCUCCACUUGACCCGGUACCACCGCCCGCGGCUUCGUGGACAGCGACCGCCGCGGCCGCUUCCUGCUCUUCGUCCGAGGAAUCAGCGGCUCAGCUGCUCCUCAACCUCGGACAAGAGUCCAGGGGCAAACCACCUUGCGUCUCAUACCCGUCCGGACCACCCCUCAAUAUGGAGAGGCUAUGGGCAGGUGACUUGACACAAUUGCCCGCAGCACAACAGAUGCAGGCGCUCAACCUUACCGCCUCCGGCUCCAGUCAGCCCUGGGUCAGAAAUGGCGGGUCCGUCAAAUCCGAGGCGGCCUCGCAAUCCAUCCAAUCCGUUGCACCACCCGCACCUCCCCUGCCACCUCAGGAACACGAGGAAGACGAGACUCCGAUGAUUUGUAUGAUCUGCGAGGACAAAGCGACCGGCCUCCAUUAUGGGAUCAUCACGUGUGAAGGAUGCAAAGGAUUCUUCAAAAGGACUGUACAAAACAGGCGGAUAUACACGUGCGUCGCUGAAGGCGGUUGCGAAAUAAACAAAGCACAGAGAAACAGGUGUCAGUACUGCCGAUUCAAAAAGUGUAUAGAACAGGGUAUGGUGCUUCAGGCCGUCAGGGAGGACCGGAUGCCCGGUGGAAGGAAUUCUGGUGCAGUUUACAACCUUUACAAGGUGAAAUACAAAAAGCACAAGAAGACAAACAAAACGAGUAACGUAGGUGGAGGAAUGGGAGGAAUGACGGGGAGUGGCAACGCAGGAGGUGUAAAUGGUUCGAGUACGAUCAGUGGUGCGAAAGGAGUAAUGGCAACGACGAUGCUAGACAAGCAUAUGGCUGCGGCUGCCGCUGCUCAUCACAGCCAACAGCAGCACGCCCAGCAAUUAGCCGGUAGUUUUCUUCACCAUCACAAAAUAUCGUCCGGGGACUCGAUCAGUUCGCCACCCACACCGAGUCAUCCGAGUCAAACAGGACAUCUCGUCAACGGGACCAUCCUGAAGACAGCCCUGACCAAUCCCUCCGAAGUGGUGCAUUUAAGGCAGAGGCUCGACAACGCCGUGAGCAGUUCGAGGGAUCGAGCCUUCCCUCUGGACGCGACUCUCGCCAUGAUUCAAACCCUCAUAGACUGCGACGAGUUCCAAGACAUCGCGACGUUGAGGAACUUGGAUGAGCUGCUGGACCAUAAAUCAGACUUAAGUGAAAAGCUGUGUCAAAUAGGAGACAGCAUAGUGUACAAGUUGGUGCAGUGGACCAAGAGAUUGCCCUUUUACCUUGAGCUCCCGGUCGAGGUUCACACGAGGUUACUCACUCACAAGUGGCACGAGCUUCUCGUACUGACCACAUCGGCUUAUCAAGCGAUGCACGGUCAGCACAAAUUUACCAAUGUCAACUCCGAUGGAACGGGCGCAGACUUCAUGCAAGAAGUUUCGAACAACAUGUAUACGUUGCAAACGUGCCUGACCAGCAUGAUGGGAAGGCCGAUAACCAUGGACCAAUUACGACAAGACGUCGGUCUCAUGGUUGAAAAAAUAACGUACGUCACCCUCAUGUUCAGGCGGGUGAAACUAAGGAUGGAAGAGUACGUCUGUCUGAAAGUUAUAACAAUGCUUUCGCAAGAUGCUAAAUCACGAGGAGGUACACUGGAAUUAGAGCAAAUACAGGAGCGAUACAUGAGCUGUUUACGAAGUUUCGUCGAGCACAGUGCGCCUCAGCAGCCCGGACGGUUUCACGAGCUUCUCAACAGAUUGCCCGACGUACAGUCGGCAGCGGCUCUAUUGCUCGAGAGCAAAAUGUUCUACGUUCCUUUCCUAUUGAACUCAGCAAUUCAAAGAUAGUAAAUAAACGAAAAACGACUUUAAACGAAUGAGAAUAAAGGAAUAUGAGCCGGAAAGUUUCCGGUAUCGAUGAGAAUAGAGAAAAGAUAAACAAGACAAAAGAAACAAGUCGAAGUUGAGAGAAGAGGAUGAGCAGCAGAGAAGUAAACAAACCGAUACAGCGGACUCGAAAAAAACGAGGAUAAAGGCUUUGUUUGUGUAUGUAUAAUAACUAAAAAGUAUAUAUAGAUAUAUAUAUAUAUAUUAUAUAAAGUAAUAUAAUUGUGUCUUCGUUGCGGUGUACAAAGUACGAAAGGGCGGAGCGAACGAAAGAAAAAAUAACGUAAGAGAAGUAAAAUAAAAACAAUAGUGUGAUCGCAAAAAUUAGGAAAAGUCGAGUAAACGAGAGAUAGGAGCAAACGUAUAUGAUUAUUAUAGAAGAGGAAAGAAAAAAAACGAAAGCGUUCACUGCGAAGAACGAGGGAAAAAAAGAGAAAAAUAGGAGGGUGAAAAUAAGAUGCAUAACUUAAAGUAUAUAAUCAAUUGAGAAGAACUGAAACUUUUAUAUCGAAACUAAAAGACUAUAUUUCUGUACGCAGUCGCGCAACUACGUCAUUGUGUGUGUUCACAUUGCAUAAUCCGAUCGUUAAUAAGACUCUCGUACGUAUGACACUCAUCACGACGAGACGUUACCUGCUUUGACUGGAUGAAAGAAGAAAACAAACGAAAUACGUUCGAAACGACGACGACGACGACGACGACGCAACGAGAAUGACUAAAAUUGACUGAAAUGAUCGAGGUUUAACACAUUUGUCUAUAAAUUCAUCGUUUCGAAAAAAUUUGGAGGAAAUAAGGUUCGAACGUUUAAAUAAUAUAAAUAAUAAUCGUAUUCAGCAAACCUCAUCGUCACAAUCGUUUUUCUAUUAACAACUUCAACAUCAUCUCAUCAAUGUCGACGUGAUUAUCGUUAUAAUUGUUAUUUCACUGUUAAACUACUAUUGUAACUAUUUACAAACGAUUUAACUAUUAACUGUAACGAUUCACUGAGCUGAGAAUAACGAAACGGAGAAACACCCUGAAUCAAUGAAACACCGAUUAUAGUUGCCACUGAUGCUUAAUGCUGCCGCCUGUCAUAUUAUAAUUCACGAUUAUUUUCUCACUCGAUGCUCCAUCGUCGAUCACAAAUCGCUUUCGAACUGAAAUAUUAGCAUUUACGCGUUAACUCGGCUCUUAUUUACGGUUUAUCUUAAUUUUUCUUUUUUCUCGACGUGCGAUCUCGAUUAUAAUUGUUGGGGAAUCAGUUCGAAAGUCUUUUGGAAAAACGAAAUUAUACGGUGAGAAAUCGAGAUAUUUCGCAGGUUUUGUUAACUUAUGAAUUUCACAUUUUUCACAUCACUAUCAAAAUCUUAUUAACUCGAGUUACCAUUCUCAAUCAUUAACGUACGCGAUAAUCGGAGUAACCUAUAAAUCACAUUAUUCCUUUCGAACAACGUUAUCACAAAAAAGAGAAGCAUUGUCAUCGUUCAAACUAAAACAACAACAACAAAACCAAAUUGCGUAUACGAAACGAUUCUUCCAUCGUGUUUGGGCAAACCACCAAACGUGUGUUGUACGACGAGAUCUUAGCUACGAAUUAUCGGUCAAAGUGAUAGACGGAGGAGAGGAAAAAAAUAAUUUGAAGAAAAAAAAAGUUAUUCAAACGAAUAAUCCUUCACUUCGUCACGUUCGUACGGUGAUUCGACGAUAAUUUAUUGCGAAAACUUAUUUUUCGCACGAUUCCCAGUGGAAUAAAACGAGUGUUCAUUAAAUAGAUACCAAUUCGAUGAUAAUAAUUACGAAAAAUUAAUUCGAGGGGCUUUAUGAAAGUCGUCUUAUUUUUUAUUAUCGUUUUUUUGUCCAAUCUUGCGAUCCAUUUUUCGUAAAUCUACGCCUAAUCUAAAUUGUUGAAAAACGAGUGAAAAAAAAACUCAAAGUGCGAUGAGAGCAAAAAUGAAAAACACUCGAGCGAAUGAAACAGUUUUUAAUACGGUGUUUUUACGCUGCUGUAUGACGAUAUUAUCGUUAUAGUAUUAUAUGUGAAAGAAUAAAAACAAACACAAAUAAACGAAGGGCAGAUGUCGAGUGAGAUGCGUUCCCGAGUCUUUGAGAGCGGGUAAACUAAUGAGCGAAGAAAAGAAAAUAAGAUACAAUGAACGUUACAAAAUGCCGAGUGCGUUCUCUCGCGAGGAACUGACAACUUUCAACGACAUUUCCGAAUCCGAAGUAGAGACGGUUACACACGCUUCCGCACGGCGUCGUAGCGUACGGAGUUCCGACCAAUCACGUAGCUCUGUGGCGCUAGUGAGUGCUCCGUUUACGCCGAUUUGGCGCCGAUCAAGCUAGGCCGUUGGUCGGAGGUUUUUAUGCCAGUUGCUAUACGCUACGCAGAAGCAUGCGUGACCAGCUCGAGUGGUUUCAAUUCUUUUGUUAUGAUUUUUCGAAUCCCUCGAUUACAAUACUGAUCGAUACGUUGUGGCGCACAAUUGGAUGGAACAUCGAAAGUGUUUUGUCCUUUUUUUUUUUAGUAAGAGAAAAAGCAAAGUGUAUGAAUGCGAUUAUUUGGAAAAACAUUUUAUACCUUAUGCAAGGAAUUUCAUGUGUUCGACGUUUCAAGACUGUUGGUGUAGGAGAAGAAAAAUUGUUCACGAGAGCGCACACUCGGUCCCUUCGAUUGGCUCAAUUAAUUAAGGUACGAAUUACAAAAAAAAAACAAAAAAACAAAUGACAAAAGCAAAAAAAGCGAAAACAAAAUAAUGAUAAUUCUGAUAUGUGUAAAACAGUGGUUGACGUUGUUCAUGUUUCGAUAUUCGAACUUCGAGUGUUUACUUCCCGCUAUAUUCACGUAUCAAAUAUACGCGAUAUCGAUUAAUUAAGAUGUUAAACGAAGGCUUUUAACUUGUUUUAUUAUUAUUACUAUAAUUAUUAUUAUUAUUAUUAUUGAUUUCUUUUUUCUUCUUAUCUCCGUACAUUCUCGUUAAUUUAUGAACGCGCGCGCUGGAACUCUGUCUUGCCUCUGAAACCAUAUAAGAUUAUUGUAAACACAAGCAACUCUUUAUCGAUCUAAUACAUGUGAAAAAUCGAUCUGUAUGCUAACGAUCUCGAGCGCGGUAGACGUCGAUUGUUUCGAUUAAUAAAUAAUCAUUAGGGCAAAUAAUUAUGAAGCGAUAAUGAGACGAUGGAAGGGAAAAAGAAACAACAACCUUUUGACAAUAAGAAGCGCGCUGCUCUCGGCGCAAAUUGCCUGGGAGAGUAUUAAGUGACGUUUUGUUUUUUCGUAAAGAAAAGAAUUAUAGAAAAAAUCGUAAGAAAAAAAAAAAAAAACAAACAAAGAAACAAAAAGAAGAGAAAUCACUAAAUUAAUCUUGUAAAAAAAUAUGAUCGUGUGUUAAAAUCUCGCGAAUUUUAUUCCCGAGUACAAUCGUGUUCAGUGAAAUUUAAUGAAAGUCGAUCGAUUCGAGUUUAAAUGUGGAAAAAGAAAAAUAUAUAAAAUAGUAAUUAAAAGUGUCACGCGUCACGUGACUUUUCCCUCGAUGGGGAAUGAUUGCGGUAAAUUCUUUGCAUUCGUCAAUUCAAUCGUCGAAUUAAAAUUAAACAUUUUUUCUAUAAAAUGAAAAAUCAAUAAAUACAAACACAAAUACAAAGGAAAAAACAAAACAAAUUAAUAAAAACAAAUUGUAUUUUACUAGCGCUAUAUAUUGGCCCCGUUUUUUGGGAGAGGCGCGAAACGACCUGUUUGACCGAGCUUGUGGUCGGGAGCAUACGUUCAAAACGAAUAUUAUCGGAAUAAUGAAUGAAAGAAAACGAGAAAAGAAAAAAGAAAAAAGAGAAAAAAAAACACACACACAAAAAAUAACAAAAACGAACGAAAAUUUGAGGAAAUAUAUUUGUAUACAUGUGUCUACUGACGAUACGCAUAUGUAUAUAUCUAUAUAAGCUAAACCUUGGGCCUAAUAGCCUAGGGAUACUUGUCCAUACCAUAAGACUUAACUACUGAUUGAUACUUUAUACAUAAAAACUGAAGAAAAAAAGAAACGAAAAACAACGGUCGAGACAAAAGAAAAAAAUGCCGAAAAAAUUCUGUGUAUAUUAUUUGAAGGUAGCGCGAGUGCAGUUAAGGGCUACUGUAUUACCCGAUAUCGUGUGUGUGUGUGUGUGGUACUCCUGCUAUUCGAGUCGCGAACCCGUUGGCAACGAAUUGUGUCGUCAAAAGUGAAUUAUAACCUCAAAGUAAGGCACGCGCUAUGGAUCGUCGUUUGUCGAUGAAAAAUAACGACAAAAUAUUUGCAUAUUUCUUCGCGAUUCGAUCGAACAAUCUGGAUAGUCAAUUUAACGAAUUUCGUACGUUUUUCCACAGGACGCAGAGACUUUUGGAAAAUAAUUAAAAAAAAAAAAAAAAAACAAAACAAAACAAAACAAAAAUAUGCCACACGUAACACGAUUGCAAACUCCUUGUCUGCUCAUGGCUCUCAGACUUUUUCUAUAAAAGCUUGUUCAUAUAUACAUAAAUAUAUAAAUAUAAUCUGUAAAUUAUUGUAAAAGAGAUAUGAAAAGUAAUGUGACUUAGUGAAAUUUUUUCAAACAAUUAUCGAAUAAAGAUAAAAUUGUUUUCUUUUUUCUUCAUUUUCUCUCAUUAUUUUCGCACUGAUUCGCAUAAUUAAAUAGUCAAAUUUGUUCUUUGCUCUUAAGUACUUGUUGCUUCGAGGAUCGCGGAAUCGAGUCGUUUGUUUUCUCGCCCCCCCCCCCCCCCCCGCCCUCCCACCCUGCCCACACUAUUCAUGUAUAUAAACGUACGAGGGUCGUUAGCAAAUUGCGGAUAUGAUGAACUCAAAAUAACGAACUUAUGGAAAAAUGAAUUAAAUUGUACCGCAUUUGGGCUGUCUUAUUUAAAUAUGAAUAUGAAAAAAAAAAAAUAUAUAUGUAUGUUAUAUAAAUAUGUACAAAGAUGUCCGGGGAGUACAGCAGCCUUUCACGGAAAGGCUAAAAGUGUUGGAUCAGCAAGACUUAGGGCAUUAUACUACCGAGAGUAUUAUCGUGCCCAACCUUUAAUAUUUAAGUGCGAGUGAGAGUCCUAUAAGAGGGAAUAACGGAUUAGCGCCUCUCGUUUGUGGGUUCAACGUAGUAAAUGUAUACACAUCGAAAGCAUUAUUUUUAUGGAUGAAAAUCACUGAAGUAUAAUAAGAGAGCACGAAAAAAAAUGCAAUCGAAUUCUUCGAAAUAAGUACGCUGGAAGUAUGCCAGUCUGACUUUCCGUUUCCCUGCUGUCGUGCUCGAACUCUCGACGACGAGAGUGUUCAUCAUUCGGGACAUGGAUCGUAAAAAUCCAACGAAAUUUUGUUCUAUUUUAUCGUCAAAUGAAACACAGCUUUCUUCAAAUUUACUCAUUUUUAAUGUCAAAGUACGCUGCGAACAAAAAUAAGGGUUUAAAAAAAAAGAGAGAUAAAAACGUAACGCGAAAUAACGAUAAAUUGAUGUAUCUUCGAUGCUUUAUAAAUAUACGAGUGUCAACCCAGAAACGACAGGCCCGAAUAUAAAUAAAUGUGCCGCAAUGCUGGCAUUAUAAUUUUUGCAAUGAGUGAGUCAAAGUUACCAAUUUCUACCUACGUUUAGAAAUUAUAUAUAUAUGCAUAUACAUAUAUAUGUAUUUAUAUAUUAUCUGUAUACAUAUGUAUAUGUAUAUAAACACACAUGUAUGUAGAAGAAACAAAAUUAUAUGCAGAUAUAUAUGAUAUAUAUAUGCAUAUAUACUUUUAUCAUUGUUUACCUUCGACUAUUCCUUUUAUAACUGAGAUUGGGCACCCCCGCGGGAAUCCAUCGCUCUGCCGGGUAAUACGAUUCGACGCUCAACUAUACUAAAAUCGGCAAAAGCAUGAGAAAAAAAAAAAAAAAAAAGAAAAAAAUUCUCAAUAUUGCUGUUGUAAGAAAGAAGGAGAAUUAGUUGAAUUACGAGCUUGAUAUGACAAUGAAAAACUCAAAUAAAAUCACUACGCUAGACACUUUGGAGGGGAGGAAAAAAUGAAUGCAUUUUUCGGACUGCAUUUUUACACGUAGCAAAAAUAUAGAUACGAGUCUUCUGUCAAAUUUUGUUUGAUGAAUAAAUUCGAGAUAUUUCUACACUGAGAGAUUUCGGAAGGAAAGUUGUUUUAUGACCGUCAUUUGUCGUUCGAUUCGAGCAUGCAGUUUUUUAAAACUCGUAAACACGUAACCCCGCUGUCCGCCAGAUUCCUUUGUCCUUCGCGUUUACGUUGGCUGGCGCUCGCGGGACACAUGUAAAUAGACUGUACAAUAAUAACGAUGUUCCAGAAAAAUACUGUGAAAAAACUCAUGUGGAAUUAACGAAACAGAGAGAAGACCGUCAGUGUCAAAUAAUUGUUGGUGAAAAAAUUUCAAAACGAUGACUGUAAAAGAAACGAGGAAACCAACUCGAUGGAACUCGGCUCUUCUUUUCUUCGAUGUUUUUCUCCUCCGAACGAUCCACCACUAUCUCAUCCUCGCGUUUCUGCUAUUGCCCGACAGAGCUCGCCGAUUCUUAACUCGUGGGUGUGUAAACCCCCUGUAUUUUUAUGAAUAAAUAAGAUAUUUUAAAAAAAGUAAAGAAAAAAAAGAAAGAAAAGAAACCGUAAAGAAAUAAGAAAAAAUCUUGAAGUCUGUUUGGAGAUGCCUUUCAUAGGGAUUAUAAAUGUAGAUAAUAUAUUAUACAUAAUGAACAUAAAUACACUAUAUUAUUAUAUAUUAUUAUAUAGUAAGGAAGUAAAUAGAAUUAUUAUAUAUAUGACGGAAAAAUAAUAUUAUUACGAGUAAAUAAACUGAUUAACGAUUAA